Messenger RNA from Phalaenopsis equestris, 1229 nucleotides. Its product is annotated as high mobility group B protein 14-like. The transcript has 6 exons. NCBI's taxonomy places the organism in Eukaryota, Viridiplantae, Streptophyta, Magnoliopsida, Asparagales, Orchidaceae. The coding region runs from base 7 to 513 and encodes 168 amino acids. The record is from RefSeq and is a predicted model, not a curated record.
GAACCAAUGGUGCACGAACUCGCACUCCCCGGAAAGCAAGCGAACACGAACACGAACUGUUCGCGUACUACAAUCUUUUUUGACAGCCCUACCCCCAACCUUGUUUCGUCUCUGUGGAUUCUUUCUGCGACAAAUAUGAAGGACAAAUCGAAGGAGACCACUCCCGCCAAGCAGAAGCCCAAAUCCAAAGCACUGGGAAAGAAGCUGACUCGUAAAGCUAAGACGAAGAAGAAACUCACAGGCAAAGACCCCGCUAAGCCCAAGAAGCCCCCGACCGCCUUCUUCUACUUUCUGGAAGAUUUUAGGAAGACUUACCAAAAAGAGAACCCAGAUGUAAAAUCAAUGUGUGAAAUUGGCAAGGCGUGUGGAGAGAAGUGGAAAACUAUGACUUAUGAGGAAAAAGUAGCAUAUUAUGAUAUAGCUACGGAGAAAAGGGCCGAGUUUGAGAAGGCCAUGUCAGAGUACUUGAAGAUGAAGGAGAACAAUGAUUUGUCCGAGGAAUCAUAUGAAUAAGACCGAUUAUGAUUGGUGGAUAUGAACUAAGUGAAACAAGUGCAAGCGCUGGUUUGCUUCGUGGAGGGAAGCGCUAACUUUGCUGCAGAUAAUGUGUGCGAUCAGACCAAUUGUUAUCUGCGACCAAACAAAAUUAUAUUUACUGUAGUGGAAGCAAAAUAAUAGUAAUAAUACAUGCACACACUCUUUUCAGCCAGUCAGCAGAGCAUGAGUUCAAAGGAGAUGGCUGCCCAUGGACCAAUACUUGAUAUCGCACGAUCGGUACUCAAACUCAUGCUUGGGCUGCUCAAAGCUGGGAACGAAUGGCCCCAACAUCUAUAAUCGAAAUAAAAAAAAGGGGUAUUGUUUGAGAUCCAAAAAAGUGUUGUCUGCCAUCUAAAAUAAGGACUUUCAUUGAAAGCCGGCUCCCAUGAAGAUUGUCGGGGUAUGUUUGAGAUCCAAAAAGGUAUGAUCAGGACCAAAGACAUGAUAGAAGAAUAGGCCCUAAUUGGGGGUUGAUUUGAGUCGAGUUGAAGGUAUUCAUUGCGAUCGAGGGAGUUAAUCAACGUCCAACAAAGGUUCCAACAACAAAAAAGUAAAGUAAACUGAUAUAUGCUCAUGCUAUUCACAUCGCAAGGGUCGUCCUCGCCAUCCUUGGACGAGACAGAGUAGAGGCCACCCGAUGAGGAAGCCUAAAAAGAUUUCGCCCAAGCUAGCUAUAAAUAAUAGCCUUAUCC